Molecule: messenger RNA, 1375 nt
Organism: Perca fluviatilis (European perch)
Lineage: Eukaryota; Metazoa; Chordata; Actinopteri; Perciformes; Percidae
Exons: 5
Coding region: 1-831 (276 amino acids)
Source: RefSeq, a predicted model, not a curated record
AUGGCGGAGAGCCAAGAUACCGCCAGGAAAAAUGUGAGUCGGCACUGUUUACUGCUGGCCAAGUGUGGUUUCAUCGGACUGAAGCAGCUAGCCAGCUUAGCUAACACGCCACCAUCGCCGGAGAGACCGCGGCCGCCUUCUGCGCGGGACGGACGCGGAGACUGUGGUCGGGAAAGGUUUCGAGUUCGGCGCGGAGGUGUUACUACGGAGGUUCUGCUGCUCACCGCUUUGUGCGGACUGAAACGGUCUGGAGAGGAGGCCGUAGGAACUGUUCUCGCUCUACAGAGCAGCGCUGUAAGCAGCUAUUCCUCCAGCUCUCCAAGCAGUCCGUCUCCCUGUAGGGCAGGGGAGGACUGUCCCUCCCGUAAAGGGAGACGGCGGCUGAAAAAGCAGGACCAAUUAAAGGAGGAGAGAAAGUGGCAGCUGUGGCUGCUAAAAGAACAGCGGGUGCAGCUAAGGAAGAGCCCAAAAUUGUGUCGCCAGGAGCUGAGGGACGAGCAGUGGCAGAAAAUUAAAGAGUUAAAGACCCAGCGACGUCACAAGAAACAGGAGCGACGAUUGAAGAGGCAUAAGCAAAGGCUAGAAUUUCCUCCUCCUGACGAAAUAAAUAAAGAGGAAAUAAAAAAAAAAACAAGAUAUCAAGAAAUCAAGAAAUACUUUAGAUUGGUAAAAACAACAAAGGACGGGCACAGGAGGGAGAGGCUGGAAGUCCUGAAGGGUCACAAGGAGGAGAAGGAGAUGCUUCUCCAACAAGAUACAGAAGGCCAUGGCUUGAGUGGACCUAAAGAUCCAGGGGAAGGCUGUUCCUCACAGUGGGAAGAUUCCAGAUGAGUUCUUAUGGGGAGGCCUCCAAAGGGGCUGCGCCUUGGCCGACCUGCUCGGCCUCCGGAGGGGCGCUGCCCUCGCCAUCCUGUUUGGCCAACAGAAGGUUUCGCCUUCACUGACGGCCGCCCAAGAGUCCUCGACGUCCUGCCUGGCUGUCUGAGGGGCUCUAAACUCGGCGUCCUGUUUGGCUGCCAGAAGGGUUUUGCCUUCGCCGCCGGCUGCCAGGAUUCUGCCUUUGCCAUCGGCCGCCGAAGGGGUUCCCCUUUGUGUGCCCUCUGUUCCCUGUCUCCCCAUCGACUCUCUGCGCCCUCCUUGUGCCGUUUUGUUUUUCUUGAACAUUUUUUGUUCCUCCUCCGGUCUUCCCUCUCCGCCCUCCCAGGGUUGUUUUUUGUUUUGUUUGGGACGUCUGAGAUCAGUCCCUUGAGGAGGGGGUACUGUUGUGGUUUUGGACUUUUCUGUUGGGGUUGUUUAUAUUUCUGUUGCCUGUUAUUAUAUUCUGUAUGUUUUUGUAUAUCGUUUCUGAGGAUCGUGUAUAUUUCUGUUCCCUGUU